UAAGAUGUCUGUUUUUUCUCUGUGUUCAUGUACAUAUUGACACGUAAUCUACAAUACAAUACAUAUUCAAUAUUUCUCAAUCAUUCAUAAAUUACGUUUGCUAGAUGGAUAAUCUAUUUUGUAUUGUAUACCCUGUAUAGUGUUCACCAACACCAGACCAUACUUCACUGGAAGUCUGGAAUAAAUAAAAACAAAUCACGGAAAUCUUGGGUUCAAGCAUUGCUCUCCAUCUUACGCAGAUCUGGAACAGAUUAAUUCAAUUUCUCUUCGAUGUCACGUUAUGGUUAUACACUGCAUUAAUGGAGGGAUCAAUCAUUGAUCCUCAAGUUUAAAAAUGCCAACAUUAAGAUUAAGCAUUCAAGAUUAACAGUAUCUGCACAAAAUGGUGUGUAUCGGAGGGAACUAUAGUAGAUAACUCCCAACUGAUUUGUUUAUACCUGCUGUCUCGACUCCUCCAACGAGAACUAGAAAAGUGCCUCCGAUUAGUCUCCUCACUUCCCAUGGAUAUGGAUGAAUAUUUUGAAGCGAUGUCCAAACGUCCUGUGAGCGCUGGGAUUGGAAAUAUGUUAACUCAGAUUGUAUUAUGCAACACAGGACGUCCUGACUUCAAUAUAGAAGAGAUAGCUAGUGUAGAGAAGGAUAAGAGAGAACUGGGUAAUAUUGUUGACGAUAUAGCUGAUCAUUUACCCAGAGAAGAUCCAACUAAAGCAAUUGACGGUUUAACCUCUGAAGAGCAGGACCGCAGAAAAUGGAGAAUUAGAAGGAAAAGAAGAAAACCAUUAAUACACUGCUGCUUUUGUACUCUUUAACCUUUGUACUUUUAAACUUAUACCAGGGAGUAAGGAAUAGAAGGGAGAUAUAACUGAAUCGGUUCGCCCUACCAUAUGAUUAUAAAUGCUUUGCA
Molecule: messenger RNA, 904 nt
Organism: Eurytemora carolleeae
Lineage: Eukaryota; Metazoa; Arthropoda; Copepoda; Calanoida; Temoridae
Exons: 6
Coding region: 501-809 (102 amino acids)
Source: RefSeq, a predicted model, not a curated record